AUGAAAUCUGUUCCAUACGUAUGUUAUGGUAAUUGUUUGUACAUUGAGUCUAAAAUAGCUAAUGUCACAGGCAUUUCAGGAGUUAAUAGUAAAGGUUCAGUAGAAUAUAAAUCCUUCUGUUAUGCAGUCAAUUCAAUGUUCAUUCCAAACGUUCCUGUCAUAGCAACUCAUUUAGGUAAAUGGGUUCGCAUUAGUCCUCAUAAUUUGAAAGACAUGCAAUUCAGACUUGUUGACUUUCAAGGAGAGCCUGUAGAACUGAAGGCACCAGUGCGAAUGACUGUUGAAGUUGACUUUUUAGAAAAUAUUAAAUGCAACAGCUUACAAGAGAACUCAGAGCUAAAAAUAUAA
Messenger RNA from Trichomonas vaginalis G3, 348 nucleotides. RefSeq lists its product as uncharacterized. Bases 1 to 348 code for a protein of 115 amino acids. NCBI's taxonomy places the organism in Eukaryota, Parabasalia, Trichomonadida, Trichomonadidae. The transcript has a single exon. The record is from RefSeq and is a predicted model, not a curated record.